Molecule: messenger RNA, 879 nt
Organism: Pyrenophora tritici-repentis Pt-1C-BFP
Lineage: Eukaryota; Fungi; Ascomycota; Dothideomycetes; Pleosporales; Pleosporaceae
Source: RefSeq, a predicted model, not a curated record
AUGAGCCCGAACACAACAAAGACAGACAUUGAGCUCAGUAUAUUGAGAGACGGCUAUCCCGCCCUCUCUAGAUGGAUCUCUCGGGACCCUGAUGACGAAGCAUUGGUGUUCCGCAAAUUUGGGCGAAUGUCAGCACGCAGCAUAUUGCAUUUGCAGUGUCGGAUCAUCCAUGUUGAAAAAGAGGUUGAUGAUCUGGACGAGCGGAUAAAGCGGUCGGCAAACAUCCAUACAGUGCGCUCGCUAAAGCGCUGGGAAACCCUGAUGGAGAGAGCAGAUGUGGUGGACAGCCUAGAAAAUCAGCUUCCAGAUAAAACUCUCGUUCUACGCGCACAAAUAGCCAAACUCCACAAACCAAGUGACCGCCUCGUGAAAGCAUACAGAUAUUUCCUCAAAGUGAAUGGUAUUAGAGACUCGAACGACAGUCCCAUGAACCUUCUCUCCGGGCGCGCAAAAGACUUUCUAUCCUGCCAACCUGGUUCCGAUACUCCCGAUACCUCCGACCUCGUCGCUCUCCAAAAGCCCCCCGACUACGAUUUCCUGUCGCGUACUUUACGAAAUCACUGGUCCUUCAGAACGAAGCCAUCCGCUGAAAGGCCUGACGAUACAUUUCAGUUCGAAGACAAGAACAUCGUCCGCUUUGUGGCAGUGCUAAGCAUGGUCCUCGCCGCAACACUACUCGUUGGUGCAAUCGUCAGUCUCUAUUUCGUACGGAAUGAAAAGGUUAAGCUGGCGCUAAUAGCCAUCUAUACGGCGCUGUUUGCGGCAAGUGUAAAAUCUUGUACGGAUUCGAAGCGGGCAGAGGUUUUCGCGGCGACGGCAGCGUAUGCAGCUGUGCUUGUUGGUGAGUUUCCAACUUCCCGUCAGUUUGGAAAAUAUUAA